GCACUGGUCUCUAUUAGAAUACAUUAAUGGUAUUGGUAUUUUACUCUAGGUGGUACGUUGUCAGCGUAACAUUGAACAGGAGACUACUGAUAAUGACUGAUUCGAUGAAAUUUGGUCCGGAAUGGUUGCGCAAUAUGUCAGCCGAGCCCUCUGGCUCUCCUAGCAUCUAUAAUGUCGGUUCUGGAGGCCUAAAUGCCUCUGUUGCACCACACAACCUGGGCAACAACACGACACCGCCCACUUCGCGUAAUCUAUUUCCAGAAUACAGGUACGGACGAGAGGAAAUGCUUUCAUUGUUCGAUCGGAACUGUAUGCUGCCGCAGAUUCUGCCUUCGUUCAAAAAGCUUUUCGUGGAAAAGGUCCAGUACCCACUUGCCCUGACACCGAGCUCCGAGGAGGACAACAACCAAAAUCCGCCUGGAAAUAGCUCGCGUCCUGCCUGGUUGCAGCGUUCGUCAGGUGGAUUUAGUAAUUCCUGUCGGGGAACUGGACGUGGAGGGACAUCCGACCGUGGCCGAAUGCGCGGCAAAUCUCUCUAUCAUCCAAUAUACCAACGUCCUAGUAGUCUCUACGACGAAGGAUUAUCGGUAAUAUCUAGCAAGGCCGAUCGCGCUUGGAGUGACCGCAACGGAACUGGAGAUUCUGCAGUGGCUAACACCUCUACUAGUGGCACUGGUGGCCUAGACUGGAACGCGACUCCAAGCUCAAGUCCUCGGAAAGACUUUUCCGGUCACCAUCGUAACAUGGAAAAUUGGCGAAGAGGACGUAACGACGAUGGAUCCGGAGAUGGCCUGAUUGCCAGCGGUUCCAUCAGUGGAAAUGAAACUGCUGGUUGGAGAAGCGGUGGCGUCGGUGGAAGUACUAGUUUUGGUACAAACAGUCAUCGCUGGGGAAGGUCUACAAGUUGGAGAGAUGACGAUGCUAACAUCGACAAUCCAAAUAGUUUACAACGUUCAGUUUCAACGGUUGUGACUUUAGGCGCAGAUCGCGAGCGAACUGGAAACAGCAAAGGGUCUGGAACGGGCGCUGGAGAAGCAGUAGGGAGUACAUCCAACUCUUCUGUACGUUUGGCAAGCUUAAAGGCCCCACAAUUGUGGACUAUAAAUAAUGCAGGCGGUCCUGAUGUCGACGACAAUCUCCCAGAAUGGGCUAUGGAAACUCCAUCCGAAUUGGGUGGCAGUUUUGAUGCUAGUGGGGCUUUUCACGGUGAAAGCGAUUUACCAAAUAACAAAAGUUCGCAUAAUACCAUGAAUUCUAAAAACAUAAUCACUGAUCCCGAUGUGGUAAAACCUGAAACUGAACACCUUGUUGAUGAAGAUAGUAGUAACGAUAAUACUUCUAAAGUCGCUUUACCGAAAGAUCUAAAUCAUGAAGUUAAGGACAGCAAUAUUUCUGUAAUAAACUCAACUUCAAAAAUUGAAAUCAUCCAAGGAGAUAUUUCAGAUCGAAUCAAAGAAGUUGCCAAUGAAGUAGAAAAACUAAUAAUGGAAGAUGAUAACAGCUCAGCCGAUCAAAGUCAACUUAAAAGUGAAAGUAGCCGAUUUGCUUGUGUGCUGCCAAGUCUAGCAGAUAUUGAGUUGAGCAUGAAUCCUAAUUCGGGAAGUGGUACAACAUUGCGUUCACAAGCUCGUCUCACUAUGCCAAUACCAAUUGCGACUACACUUGCAGAUUCAGCUCAUCCAUCCCGUCAACAUCAGGUUGUGCCGUUUUCAGAACAUAUAACCAUGCAGCACCAUGCCUUGCACCACCAGCCACAUUUUUCAAUGCUUCCCGCACCACAAAUGAUAAAUCCAAGCCUGAAUGAAUUGUGGUUUUACCGGGACCCUCAGGCAAAUGUACAGGGGCCAUUUAGUGCCAUGGAGAUGUCCGAAUGGUAUCGUGCUGGGUACUUUAAUGAGAACUUGUUUGUGCGUCGAUUCCCCGAUACUAGGUUUAGACCGCUUGGUGAGCUUAUAAAAUUUUGCCAUGGGAACAUGCCAUUUACGCACAGUCACUUACUGCCUUCACCAAUGGACUUAGAGAAUCUUCCUGUUGGUCAGAUUCCAACUGCUCUUCCAACGGUACUUCCAGUUACGCCGCAUAAGCCAACACCAUUAGCUAUCUCACUAUCUGUUGUUGAACAGCACUUGCAAGAACAAAGAGAUGAGCAACUUAAGGCUAAUGUUACUGCGGCUGCGGAAUCUCUAAGCGCAGCAAUAAAAGGAAAUUCGGGCGGAAAUAAUAUAAGCACUACGUCAAACAUGCUUACUAUACGAUUUCAGAUGCUGCAGGAUCAGUACUUACAGCAUCAGGAAUACCAAAUACUGGCAGAGCUGUCCAAAAAUGAAGGCUUUCGACGGCUUUCGGCCAUCGAACGAGAGGCGAUUGUUCGACAAAAAGUUCAACAACUUGUUCUGCCUGAGUACUUGAGCAGUUUAAACGCAUUAAGUAACUCUUUGUCUGUGUUGAAUCCUGUUGCCGGGCGGCAAUUGUAUAGUGCAGUCGCUGAACACGCCAAGAAGGAUCAGCAAAACAUGUUCUCAAACAGCACCGAGCAGCAAAGGUCAGUCGGUAAUCUACUAGAUGCAAAUAAUUUUAUAUUGAAUGCCCAAAUUAUGAAUCAGCAAGCCCAGCCAGUUGUACCUCCUUUAGCAACAUCCGUGGAUUGCGUUAUGCAAAGUGGAUCUGCAGCCGACAUUAAUAAGGUUGAGUUGCCCAGAAAUGAUAUAAACUUAAUAAAUGAAUACAACUUGCGAAUGCUAUUGCGUGGUCAACCAACAUGUACCCAACAGCUACAAUCACCCCAUCCGAAUUCUGUUAACGAAAAUCUUUCUGGAGAGGAUUUAAUAACUGAAACAAAAUUGUUAGAGGGACAGAAUUUAAUGAUUCCGAUGUGGUUACCCUCUAACAAGCAACAACAGUGGCUGGGAAUGACUAGCGCAAAGGUAUCUCUGUGGGAAGUAGGCAACUUAAAUGAAGAGAAAAUUGAAGAGCAGGGACUAUUAAUUCAAAAGAAUCCGGAAACUUGCUUUGCAGAUGCAGUACAUCCUGUGCAAUCACCACCACUAUCGCCUGUUGGAUCAGGAGAUAAUUUGAAUAACGGUCCGUCAAUAGAAUUGGAUCAAGAACAGGUAUCUGACCAUCCAAAGGAUUCUCAUAAUCAAAAGGUGGUUAAAUCCUUCGUUUCCGAUGUUGAACAGUACCAUGAUGAGGAACAACAUCCACAGCUGCAACAGUUAAAGCAGACUAACAAAUUAAAGCAGAACGUGGCACAGUCUAUCAUAAAGCAUAAUAAUGAAGAUGAUCGCAAACGAGAGCAAACAGAAGAAAAGAAACGACAGAGGGAGGAACGCAAGCGCCAGCAAUUGGAUGAAGAAAAACGUCGGGCGGUAUUGGAAUCCGAGGAAAGAGCCCGUCAAUUGCUAGAGGAAAAAGAAAGGCAACAGCAAAUACAAGCCCAACGCCGAAAGGCAUUAUUAGGAAAUGCUCAGAGUCAAUCAGUUCAAAGUGGGAUCACAGGUACUUCCGGUUCUACUGAAAACAAUAAAAACGAUGCUGUCAAAACAUCUGAAGCGCAAGCAUCCAUUCGCUUACCUGGCACAUCAGUUGCGCCUUGGUCUGUGCAGUCGCCGAAAACGAAUAGCACGGCGCCCGGACUGGCAGAGAUACAAAAGGCAGAACGCCGGGAACGCCGCGCAGACCAGCAACGACAUCAAGAGCUACUAGAUAAGCAAGUACGUGCCAAUGCCGCGGCUGCAGCCGAAGCUAACGAUGCUUUACUGAAAUGGCAGGCAGCACCCCCGUUGGCGCCCGUCAUGAGCCUUGCCGACAUUCAAGCGGAAGAGGCCAAGCGAUUGGCCACUGACCUUGUAGAUCAGCAGCGGCGACGAGAACUGGAACAACACCAACAUUCUUCACUUCCAUCAGCCGUUGUCGCGGGGAGUGGAACUUCCAAUAUUUGGGGUUCAUCUAAUAGGGCAUGGAGUGGUUCGGCCGCUCCUCCUUCAAUGCCCUUUAGAUCAAGCACUGGAACUGGUCUAUGGGAUGAACCAAAGGGACCAGGUACUAAUCAAACUACGUACGGAUCUGGCUCAAGCAAUAGCAGCACUGUAACAGCCGCAGCCGUUUUGGCAGGUGGACUAAACUCGGCGAAUAAAACCACCUUGCAAACUCAAAAUAAGUUGCCGGCUCCAUUUGUAUCGCCUCGAAAUUUACGCAAGAGUCAAACUCUGCCAGCUAUACACAACCCAGGAAAGGCAAUUAAGAACGGAUCGGGACAACAGCAAGACAAACCGAAAUGUAGUCAUGCUCGCGUUGGCUUAAAAGUAGGAAAUUCAAUUGAGGACAAGGAUAGGGAGAGAAAGUCUAAUGUUAAGAGCCAGGUGCAACCAGGCGCUAUGGAUCAGGCUUUUAGUAAGGUUAACGAGUACGAAAACGAAUUUACUAGCUGGUGUAUUAAAAGCCUUGAUAAUAUGUCUGCCAAAGUUGAUGUACCCACGUUUGUAGCAUUCUUGCAGGAUUUGGAAGCCCCAUAUGAGGUAAAGGACUAUGUGCGAAUAUAUCUUGGUGAAGGGAAAGAAUCUUUGGAUUUUGCUAAGCAGUUUUUGGAGCGACGCAGCAAAUAUAAGAGCCUGCAACGUGCACAAAAUGCACACAAUGAUGAUAUGUGCAAGCCGGCUCCCGCUAUAACACCGUCGGCAAACGAUUAUACUGACCACAAGAACAAACAGAAAAAAGUUAAGAAGAAUAAGAUGACUAAAAUGGACGCCCGUAUUCUUGGAUUCUCUGUCACAGCCGCAGAGGGUCGGAUUAAUGUUGGGGUUCGUGACUAUGUUGAAGGACCAUAACCACUCCGGGAAGGCCCAAUUCAAAUUAUAUAUAAAAUUACAAAUCUUAUAAUCCGCAAAAUUGAAUCAUGCAUUUGGUCGCAAUUGGAUGUAAGCUAAACCAUAAAACACUUUAAUAUAAAUCAAAAUAUAUAUAUAUAUAUCUAUAUAUACACAAUCAAAACUGAAUAUUACUCAAUCACUAUUGCCAAAUUAAUAUUCCUCCUUCCAUGUUUUACGGUAUGUCGGUCAUUAGGGUUGUACAGCAAAAACACAUGUUAAGGGUGAGUAAUAGUGCAUUAGUUGCGUCUCCGUCUGUUUCAGCUGGUUAUUUUUCCCUUUUAUACACGCUUUGCCCCAUUAUUUCGUCAUUGCUUUAUAAAAUUUGUGCAGUCAACAAUGUAUACACUGCGCAUUCAAACAAAUUAAUGACUUUUGUCUUUUUACACUUGAACGCAAAAUAAUAAAAAAAAAACAAAAAGAAGCGAUGUUGUCGCCUUAUACUGUGCUAACUUA
This is a messenger RNA of Drosophila eugracilis, 5321 nucleotides long. RefSeq names its product GIGYF family protein Gyf (gene Gyf). Gene Ontology annotation, molecular function: protein binding. The transcript has 9 exons. The record is from RefSeq and is a predicted model, not a curated record. NCBI's taxonomy places the organism in Eukaryota, Metazoa, Arthropoda, Insecta, Diptera, Drosophilidae. The coding region runs from base 27 to 4826 and encodes 1599 amino acids.